Molecule: messenger RNA, 1363 nt
Organism: Sipha flava (yellow sugarcane aphid)
Lineage: Eukaryota; Metazoa; Arthropoda; Insecta; Hemiptera; Aphididae
Gene: kermit
Product: PDZ domain-containing protein GIPC1
Exons: 7
Coding region: 328-1263 (311 amino acids)
Molecular function (GO): protein binding
Source: RefSeq, a predicted model, not a curated record
GUAAUAACGCGGCCGUCGAGUGCGCGUGUUUCCCGUGUCCUGUGUGCCCGUACGCUUAAACCGGUAUACCCGUGUUGCCGCAGAAUCGGAACACGAGGAUAAUCGAUCAGCCGAAGGGAAAGGAAAACGAUUACGGUUUGAAAAAAUAUCAUCCUUCGUACCGUGCGGUGUUGCGAUCGUCCUUUGAUAUUCGAUCUUCUCGCGUGUCGCCCAAAGUUAUCGCGGGAAUUCGACAUUGUUAUUAUCUGUAUUAUUAUUAUUAUGACUUAACGGCGACCGGCGCGAGUGCGUGCCGUCAGCUGCUGCUGAACGUUUCUGUUGCGUAAUAUGCCUUUGUUCAACCGAAAACACGCGCAAAAGAUCAAGGAAGACCCAUCGUCCACGGCCGCGCAAAACCGGCACAACGAACACGACGAUCAUGUGAAGCAAAAUUUGGUGUUCCACUGCCAGCAGGCCCAGGGUAGUCCUACGGGGCUGGUGUCGAACUUCUCCAAUGUCCGCGAACUGUACCAAAGAGUAGCCGACUGCUAUGACUUCCCUUCCGACGAAAUUCUGUUUUGCACUUUGAACACCCACAAAAUAGAUAUGACUAAACUUCUGGGUAGCCAAAUCGGUCUGGAUGAUUUCAUAUUCGUCCAUCGCAAAGGCCGACCGAAAGAAAUCGAAAUUGCCAAGACCAGCGAGGCACUUGGUCUGACCAUCACGGAUAAUGGCUCUGGAUAUUGUUUUAUAAAACGUAUUAAGGAGAAUAGCAUCAUUGACAACAUUUCGUACAUAAACAUAGGUGACCAUAUUGAAAAAAUAGACAAUGAAACUAUGGUGGGCAGAAGGCAUUACGAAGUUGCGAAAUUGUUAAAAGACAUACCGAAAGGAACUGUGUUCACAUUGCGAUUAAUAGAACCCGUCAAAGCUGGAUUUUCAAAUAUUGAGCCAAGAGGAUCAAAACGGGGGAAGAUUUCGUACGGCAACGGCAAAGAAACGUUACGGUUCAAAGCCAACGGCGCAACACAGAUCCAAAAAGAGAACGAUGAGUCACAAAAAGGUAUUGAUAAAAUCAAUCAACUAUUAGAAAACUUGUUGGGAAUCAGUGACGUUGAACUCGCUACUCAGAUAUGGGAGAAAGGCGAAGAUAAACUGAAUAGCAUGGAUUUCGCCGAAGCUAUUGAUAACUCCGACUUAGAUGAACUAGGAUUUACGGACGACUUCAUUAUUGAGCUGUGGGGUGUCAUAACAGAUGCCAGAGCGGGACGUUUGAAAAGCUAACUGCAACUGUUCAAUAAUCUUCUUCUAAUGUAUCUCUACUUUUAUUUUAUGUAUUUAUACUGAUUAUAUAACACUCAUAUAUAUAUAUAUAUAUAUAUAU